This is a messenger RNA of Solanum lycopersicum (tomato), 4675 nucleotides long. NCBI's taxonomy places the organism in Eukaryota, Viridiplantae, Streptophyta, Magnoliopsida, Solanales, Solanaceae. The record is from RefSeq and is a predicted model, not a curated record.
UUUAACUCAUUUUUUCGAAAUAAGGUUUGGUGGGUUAAUUCUUCCUUCUUCUAGGGUUUUAGAAUUUUGAGGUUCCUCUUUGAAUCUAAACUAAAACCCUAAAAUCCUCUGUGUAUCUAAGCAUUGCAAAUUAAGGCACAGAGAAGCACAAAGUACAAUCAGAGGUAUCAAUUCAACAAUUUGCUCUCUGGGUUUGCUGUAUUACUUUAAUUCUACUCUGUUGAAACUAUCUUUUGCUGAAGAAUUGUCAUUAAAUGUGAUAUUUCUAAUGUAAUUGUGUAUAAUAUGAAUCACCAUUGAAGGUUUCUUUGAAGAUAUUGUAUCAGAAUCUUUUGUUGCUAACUUGAGAUGCUAGUAAUUCGGAAAGUCCGAAAAAGUGUAUCUUGGAUAAUGAUAUCUCACCUCAAUCACCUAUUUGUUACUCCAAUUUCUGAAAACGGUUCCACUUCUCAUAGUCUCCAGAAAUUUUCGUCAUUAAAUAUUAGAUGUUUUCGUAGUUCAGAUAAUGCUAAGGUUGAAGUCCCUGAAUUGUCAACUCAGACACCCAUUUCCCCUGCUGUCAAUAAAAUAUCACGGGUUGCAAGAAAUGAUGGACAAGCAGUACUCUUUGAAUACUUGCAUUGUACAAGAGGUUUUAAUUAUGUAGAUGCUGAGCAUAUUAGCAAGAACUCACCUUGUUUUCUUCAAAGCCUGCUGUCCAAGGUUGAUAAUGAUCAAGAUGUAACAAGGGCAUUGACCCGUUACUUCAGGUACCAUCCGAUUAAUGAGUUUGAGCCUUUUUUAGAGAGCUUGGGGUUGAAGCAAUCUGAGCUUACAUCUAUGCUUCCACGAGAUUUAAUAUUUUUGAGUGAUGAUCAUCUCUUGUUUGAUAAUUAUCAUGUUCUUUGUUAUUACGGCAUCCCUCGCACUAAAAUUGGAAAGAUUUAUAAGGAAGCGACUGAUAUAUUUGGAUAUGACCAUGGAGUAUUAGAUAUGAAAUUGAGGGCUUAUGAGAAAUUGGCUUUGAGCAGAUCAACAGUUAUAAAGUUGGUGACUUGUUCCCCUACUCUUUUGGUUGGUGAGACGAACAGUGAACUUAUUCAGGUUCUUGAAAAACUGAAAAUUUUAGGGUUUGAAAAUGAUUGGAUGGGAGGAUACUUAUCCAACAGGCACUCCUACAAUUGGGGUAGAAUGCUUAACACAUUGCAUUUUCUGAAUGAAGUAGGAUAUAGUGAUGAAAAGAUGGCGACUUUGUUUACAAUGAACCCUGCAUUCUUAUUUGAAGGCUCUGGGAAGCAGAUUUAUGUAUUGGUCGGGAAAUUACUGAAGUUGGGUAUUAAAAUGAAUGACAUAUACUUACUUUUCUGUCAAAAUCCUAAUAUUCUAUCUCUGAAGUGUACUAAAAAUCUUUGGCAUGCAUUGUACUUCUUAUCAGAGAUAGGAUUAGAGACCGAAAUAAUUGCAAAUAUUGUAUCUACACAUAUACAACUUCUAGGUUCACAUUCUCUGAAAGGACCAAAGACUCUUUUGAGGGACUUCAAGGGUGGCAAGUUUCGUCUAUGUCAGACUAUAAAGGAUGAUCCUUUGAAUUUGUUCAGAUUAGCUUCAAAAUCAAAAUUUAAUGUGGAGCAAAUGACUUCCCAGGACCCAGGAAAAUUAUUUCAGAAAACCACUUUUUUAUUGAGAUUAGGUUACGUAGAAAAUUCAGAUGAGAUGGCAAAAGCUUUGAAGCAAUUCCGUGGACGAGGAGACCAGUUGCAAGAGAGGUUUGAUUGCCUAGUAAAUGCUGGUUUGGACUGCAAUGUUGUAAUUAAUAUGAUUAAACAGGCUCCUGCGGCAUUGAACCAGAGCAAAGAUGUUCUUGAGAAGAAAAUUGUUCUACUGAAAACAUAUUUAGGUUAUCCGGUGGAAUCGAUUGUAUCAUUUCCAUCUUACCUCUGCUAUGACGUGGACAGAAUUCAUCUUCGGUUUUCAAUGUAUGCAUGGCUGAAGCAAAAGGGUGCUGCAAAACCAACAUUAUCAGUGAGCACUCUUCUUGCUUGUUCAGAUGCUCGCUUUGUAAAAUAUUUUGUUGACAUACAUCCAGAAGGUCCAGCAAAGUGGGAAAGUUUAAAAAGUUCACUUCAAUCCAGCUGAUUGACUUCAGUAUCAUUUUAGAUUAAUAAAGUUGACAUAUUUCCCUUAUCUAGUUGUAAUUGAUUAUCCAAUUUUGUUGUUGUUGGUUUGUCUAGGUCUUUUUUUAAAUCUUUAAUACGUCUCUUCUUAGGAAACACACAUCACUCAAUGAUAUUUUGAAGUGUCAGAAGGGGGAUUGCUUGGGUUUUUUCCUGCUUUCAUUCUGUUAAAGGACUUCUCAUCCCAGUUGCUAGUUGCUACUCCCAUUGCAGCCCCUUCUCUUCAUGCUGUAGAUGAGGGGACUCUGGAUAUUUUGUUAGGGUCUUUCUGACAGGACAAGAAGGUAUCAUGUACUGAUUGAGUGAUUUCAUAUAAAGAAUCUUGUGGUAAAAUCUGUCUGUUACAUAUCUUUAAGCUUGUAAAAUAAUAGAUAUGACCUAACACCCUAGCCAUCCUUCUGAUAAGCCUUGGUGGAUAGAGUUGGCUGGUAUCAAUGCUGGUAGGAGUUAGUGGGUGCCCGAUGGAUUGAUCGACUUGCCGCCUGGUUGGCUUGGACACCAAAGUUAUGAAAAAAGUCCAAGCCACUACCCUUGAAGAAAACUGUCAGUGAUGAUUUUGGGUGCAAUCCCUUUGUUAUUUAUCAGAUGGCUAGUCCUUAGACCUGUAUAAGAGGUUUGUUGAUUCAUUCAAUCUUCUAUUUUUUUGGUGGUGAAGUGUCUUAUCCUUAAUAAGGCUCAAGAAUCUCUUUCUCAAGUGGGGAGGGGGAUACUCUUAAGAAUAAAGAAGACUAUCUAUUUUGUUACUAUCAGUAAGUACACUUUUUUUUGGUGUGUGUAUCAUUCAAUCAUCAGUGUUACUUUUCCUUGUUUCUUUAUGAUAGUACAAUUUCUGUUCAGCCUCUGUACGCCCCUGGUUUUUAUAACGAUGGGUUGGGCAUUUCCUGUUUGGGAUCUUCUUUUUUUUGGUAAACAAACAAAUUGUGUUGAUAGCAAGUGAGAUAGUUACAAAUCCAGCUAGGAACACAUCUCCAAGCUCUCAAAGGAAAACAAAACAGUUCCACUAUUCAAGCUUACAACAACAGGCUGUAGUAGCUAUGGAGUCCUGGAAAACAAUGCUUAGUCAAAACUACAGUCUAUACAUAAAGACAACAAGCAAGAUAGAGCAGUCAUAGUAAGCAGCUACCAAUUAAGGGAGGCUUAGUAUUAUAGAAGCUAGUGGUGACCCCCAUUUUGGCAGUUCUUGGCCUUUGAUGUGUAUAUGCAGAGCUACCUCUCUGCAUACUCUAUCAAUGUUGUAAUGGCCUGCUUUGAAUCUCAAGCCAUUCCUCUCUGUCCAUAUGAUAGCCGCAACCAUAGUAAACACGCUGCACAGGAUUGCUUUUUUGCCAGAUUUGGACAUAGCGCUCGUGUUGGCCCAUAGAAGCUCCUCAUUCCAGUCCCCUACAGGUCUGUUUAUGCCCAGCCAGUUGAGAAGCCUUAACUACCUUGUCACUAUUCACCUAAAGAAUAAAUGAUCAAAAGACUCCACUGCUGGUUGUGCAGAAGAUGCAAUCCGUAAGAACCUGGAUGCCGAACUUCUGAAGCCUUUCAACUGUGGCCAGUCUCCUCCAAGCAGCUAGCCGGAGGGAGGUUGAAUUUUCCUGUUAGAUAUCAAUUCUCUCAGUUUGUGUCAUGAUUUGUGGACGCAGCGCGACAUAUUAUGUGCACUUGUUUGCUUAUGACUUAUGGGGAAGUUAUAUACUGUUUCAUGCUAAACCCGUUGGAGUAUAUUGGUGAAAUUACUUCCUUCUAUGCAAUUUUAGAGCUUAAUUAUCUUUAUCCUUAAAUUUACUGAUAUUCUAGGAAGAAAUUCCAGAGAACACUGAUAUCAAGUUGUUCUGGUGGAAUGAUUUUGUAAACCAAAUGCUAGAUCAAUUCUUCUCGUAUGCAAGUCUCGGUGGACAAAAUUACUAGUAACAUGUACUAGUAGAGGUAUCUAUUGGAUUGAGUGAGGUGUACAGAGACUUGCUCUAACACCGCUGUUAUAAAAAUAAUUUCUUAUUGUCUUUUUCUAAUGAAAGGUAAUUUCACUGCUAUGCGUCAAGUUGGUGCCAAAUGUUGUAGAGCAAAAGAUGACUUCUAUCCUACCAUGUCUGAACUCUGAGAAAAAACCCUGUUAGCAUCCUGGGCAACUUUCAAAUCACUCAAAGUAUAUAGAAGCUGUAAUGCUUUGUAUUUUACAUAUGGUUAGGGCUGACAAUUGCUUCCAAAACACCUUAAUUUCUAUUUUACAAAUUGUCAAAAAAAUACAGACACAAUCGUUGCAAUAUAUAACCAUCUGUUGAGGAACUUGUGAGAUCAUAUUUAACUUGAACUUGUAUUGUAGUUCGAGAAGAACAGAUAAAGAGGAAGUAGUGGUGAGAGAUGAGGCAGAAUAAGCCCCACAAGAUACAAGUUGUCUCUUUCAAAGAUAAAGUUUACAUGAAAAUGAUCAGCAGCUCAACAUAAACGCCAUAUUCUGCAACAAGAAAUGACUAUUAGUCUCAAAAGUUUAUCUGCUGGAAACAAAGAGAUGACCCAAAUAUCUCUACAUAGUAAUAAAA